AUGGCUAGCUUUGGGUUUCAACACGCAGGGCCGAAUCUCCCGGGGCAAAAUAACGCUUCUCUGGAAGCAUUGAAGGUGGUGCGGAGUCUCCUGGAAAGCUUCGACCGAAAAAAUGAGAUCAAGUUCAGGAUGGAAAGGAUUGUGGGACAGGGGGCGCGAGGAGUCACGAUGAAGAUGAAAAUGACCAGUGGCGGCCCGAAUGGUUUGUCAGGAGAGGUAAAGUAUUUCGCGAUAAAGGCGUCAUUGGAUGAUCAGGGAAAUCAGAAUCUCAGACAGGAGAUGAGAUUCCUCAGACGACUUCGAGGUGCCUCCCACAUUCAGCAACUAUACGGAGUCCGAGGAGAACCCAUGGUUGGUAGUAUUUCGUACUUGAAUCGCCCGGCGUUGGUUACGGAGUGGAUCCCGAACGGCCUUGUGGCGGCGUUGAUAAACAGACUGGCUGACUUCGAUGGCCCCGUACCAAACCGGAUGAUUUGGAGAUUCUUCCUCUGCUUAUGUCGAGCAUUAGUGUCCAUGGCUUGGCCACCAGCUGAUCCCGGGAACACGAGAGUACAAGAUGGCAUCGUGCCAGAACUGGUAAGGGGGCAGAGACUACCUCAAUCCCUGAUAGUUCAUGGUGAUUUAAAUAUGCAAAACGUUAUGAUUGGAGACUUUCAAGGAGGUGGGCAUGAGCUUGUCCCAAUACUGAAGGUCAUUGACUUUGGCGCUUCCUCCGAGAUGCCUGCAGACUCACCAAACGAGGCGGCCGUGAAGAAUAACAUGUUCAAUAUCGCCGGAGUGUUGUUAAAUAUUGUAGGAGGAAACAGUAGGAUUGCCGGGAAUAUGAAAGUUACCGAUGAAAGGGGGAUGGAGAAGACGAUAAGGUCGCAUGCGAGAGACUUAGAUGGCUUAAACCCCGCAUACAAAGCACCUCCUGUCCUUAUAGCUCGCCACAAACGAAAGAUGGACAAUCUGGACCCAGAUAUCAGAAACCUUUUAGCAUUGUGUCUAGCCGCGAAUGUGAACGACCGGCCAAGCCUUCCAUACCUGGUCCAGGAGGUAGAACGCAAUGUUCAGGAAAAGACGGCAGACAAAUACACCAGUUAUCCAUUCCGUGAAAACGAGUCGGAUGACAACAUUCGCUCGUUUGCCCAAAGACAUGUUCUUAACCCGAGUUAA
Molecule: messenger RNA, 1158 nt
Organism: Hypoxylon fragiforme
Lineage: Eukaryota; Fungi; Ascomycota; Sordariomycetes; Xylariales; Hypoxylaceae
Product: kinase-like domain-containing protein
Exons: 5
Coding region: 1-1158 (385 amino acids)
Biological process (GO): protein phosphorylation
Molecular function (GO): protein kinase activity; ATP binding
Source: RefSeq, a predicted model, not a curated record